AUGCGCAGUAUAGACGAUAUCCAGCAGUGGAAUGCGCAUUUGCAGGCGCAGCUUGAUUUUUUCCGUCGGGAGCAGCAGGACGAUUGCGCUCGCGAGGCGGACACAGUGGCGAAAUUCCGUCCGUUCUCGGCUGAGGUUGAAGCAGUAGCAAUACCGAAUAACAUGAAGAUAUUGGUUCUAGAUUCAAAUAGCGGAGAUUCAGAUCCUAAGGAUCACCUCCUAUAUUUCAACACAAAGAUGGUGAUUAGCACAGCGUCGGAUGCAGUAAAAUGCAGGAUGUUCCCAUCCACAUUUAAGUCAACGGCGAUGACAUGGUUCACAACUUUUAUGCGAGGUUCGAUUUCAAAUUUUCGUGACUUUUCCUCAAAGUUCUUAGUGCAAUUUUCUGCGAAUAAGGUACAACAAGUCACAAUCAAUGAUCUGCACAAUAUUCGUCAACAAGGGGCCGAGUCUUUGAAGAAGUUUAUGGCGCGAUACAACACAGCGUCCGUGAAGGUAGAGGUCAUCGAGUCGUGUUCUUGUGCCUUGGCAUUCAAGAAUGGUUUGCUACCUGGAAAGUUGAAUAGCAAACUAAGCAGAAAACCAGCUCAAUCCAUGGCGGAGGUGCGUGCCCGAGCAAGCACGUACAUCCUGGAUGAAGAGGACGAUGCGUUCAAACGCAAGCGUGCAAGAAUGGAACGGGACGGAAUUUCAGUUAAGCACUCACGGAAGGACAAGUAUAGUAGAGAGCGGGGUGAGGGAAGUCGGCGCAAGGAAGAAAAAGGCAAGGCGGCGGCGAAGCCGACUAGAGAGCAGCUGUACCCGCCGAGGGAAGACUACGAGCGUCGUCGCCCUUGGCAGUCGCAUGGCCACCACCGGCGUGAGGAAAUAGACAUGGUACUCAACACUAACCUUACAGAUAUGUUUCGCGAGGCCAAGGCGGCGAGCUUAGUUGAUGAACCUGAGAUGCCAAAGUAUCAGCCAUGA
Lotus japonicus is the source of this 966-nucleotide messenger RNA. RefSeq lists its product as uncharacterized. The coding region runs from base 1 to 966 and encodes 321 amino acids. The transcript has a single exon. The record is from RefSeq and is a predicted model, not a curated record. NCBI's taxonomy places the organism in Eukaryota, Viridiplantae, Streptophyta, Magnoliopsida, Fabales, Fabaceae.